This is a messenger RNA of Gracilinanus agilis (Agile Gracile Mouse Opossum), 807 nucleotides long. RefSeq names its product mediator complex subunit 29 (gene MED29). The transcript has 4 exons. The coding region runs from base 35 to 673 and encodes 212 amino acids. Gene Ontology annotation, biological process: regulation of transcription by RNA polymerase II. The record is from RefSeq and is a predicted model, not a curated record. Lineage: Eukaryota; Metazoa; Chordata; Mammalia; Didelphimorphia; Didelphidae. Gene Ontology annotation, molecular function: transcription coregulator activity; transcription factor binding. Gene Ontology annotation, cellular component: mediator complex.
ACCAACGGGCGGCGGUGGAUAAAAGGAAGGGAAGAUGGCGGCACCGCCACCAGCACAGCCGGCGCAGCAGCCUCCGCCACCGCCUACGGCCGGCGUUUCCGGCCCGGGAUCGGCUGGGGCCCCGGUUUCGGGGCCCCCACAACCUCAAGCGCCGCAGCAGCAGCAACCUUCUCAGGCGCAACUUGUAGCGGCCUCCCAGAUCCAGGCGGCACAAAGCGGGCUUCUGCAGCAGCAGCAACAGGACUUCGACCCUGUGCAACGUUACAAGCUUCUGAUUCCUCAGCUCAAGGAGAGCCUACAGAACCUGAUGAAGGUGGCAGCCCAGAACUUGGUGCAGAAUACCAACAUCGACAAUGGACAGAAGAGCAGUGAGGGCGGGCUUCAGCGUUUUGACAAGAGCCUGGAAGAGUUCUAUGCCCUCUGUGACCAGUUGGAGCUGUGCCUGCGCCUGGCCUAUGAGUGUCUGUCCCAAAGCUAUGACAGCGCCAAGCACUCCCCGACGCUGGUGCCCACAGCCACCAAGCCAGACGCGGUGCAGGCUGAGAGCCUGCCCUACCCGCAGUACCUGAGCAUGAUCAAGGCCCAGAUUGGCUGUGCCAAGGACAUACACAACGCCUUGCUGGAGUGCUCCAACAAGGUCACGGGCAAGCUGCCGGCCCCGGGAGGGCUCUGACCUGGGACCCGACCCUCGGGCUGCCCUUGGCCCACUGCAGCUGCUGGGCCUUCGGCGGGCCAGGCUAUUGGGGAGGAGGGCGGGGCUCCAAAGGGCGGGUUUGGACUUUUUUUAAAUUAAAGGUUCUUAAGUUA